Molecule: messenger RNA, 1316 nt
Organism: Gadus macrocephalus (Pacific cod)
Lineage: Eukaryota; Metazoa; Chordata; Actinopteri; Gadiformes; Gadidae
Gene: sgf29
Product: SAGA complex associated factor 29
Exons: 10
Coding region: 76-948 (290 amino acids)
Cellular component (GO): SAGA complex
Source: RefSeq, a predicted model, not a curated record
CUUCUCGUACUGCUAACCCGCUAAUAGCUUAGCCUAGCCUAGCCUCCUGCAAACCAAAACAAUCAAGGUACCAACAUGUCCGCCGACACCAAAAUAGCCGAACUGCUGACGGAGCUCCAUCAACUCAUUAAACAGACACAGGAGGAACGCUCGCGCAGUGAACACAACCUGCUCAACAUACAGAAAACACAUGAAAGGAUGCAGACGGAAAACAAAACUUCCCCAUACUAUCGCACAAAGCUCAGAGGGCUCUACACCACGGCCAAGGCCGACGCAGAGGCAGAGUGCAGUAUCCUACGCCACGCACUGGACAAAAUAGCAGAUAUCAAAUCCUUGUUGGAGGAGAGGAGAUUAGCUGCCAAGAUGGCGGGUGUGUACAGCGACACCGACCCCCCCAGGAAGACCAUGAGGAGGGGGGUGCUGAUGACCCUACUCCAGCAGUCGGCCAUGACACUCCCUCUGUGGAUCGGCAAGCCUGGAGACAGCCCCCCCCCACUGUGCGGUGCGACCCCAGCCAGCAGCGACUACGUGGCCAAGCAAGGCGACAAGGUGGCGGCCCGCGUGAAGGCGGUGGACGGAGACGAACAGUGGAUCCUGGCUGAGGUGGUCAGCUACAGUCACUCCACCAACAAGUAUGAAGUGGAUGACAUCGACGAGGAGGGAAAAGAGAGACACACUCUGAGCAGGAGGAGGAUCAUCCCGCUCCCCCAGUGGAAGGCCAACCCGGAGACGGACUCCGAGGCUCUGUUCAGUAAGGACCAGCUGGUCCUGGCCCUCUACCCACAGACCACCUGCUUCUACCGGGCCCUGAUACACAGCCCCCCACACAGGCCCCAAGACGACUACUCUGUGCUGUUUGAGGACACCUCAUAUGCAGACGGCUACUCCCCGCCGCUCAACGUAGCGCAGCGCUAUGUGGUCGCGUGCAAAGAGAACAAGAAGAAGUAGGGGAGAGGAGACAGAGAGGUCGACGAGGACACACACAAGGAGAUGAAGACACACACAAGGAGACGAGGACGCAAACAAGGAGACAGCAGAGGAUCGACAAUAGGUUCUACUUCCUGUUCUAUUGAUAAAGGCCAGACAAUGUUCCACCCCACUGUUCAGCUGUUUAGAGUUGAGCCAUGAGAGAACCAGAGGUUUCAGUGUUGCCUGCAUCGCUGAAUCGUUUAUGAAGGACUGGGGAUUUUAUCUGUCGCUGCUGUCGUGUCCAUGUCAUGUGUCAGGCUUUUGUAAAUGUUUUUAUCGCUUGACCAUUUCUAUUUUUCGAAUUGUCUGCAUUGCUAUGUCUUUGGAAUAAAAUAACAAAGAAAUCA